AAGGCCUAACCGGAUGUCCUGCGUGUUUUUACCCCAUCUGGCUUCACGUUGGUUUCCGCGUGUUGAUACUGAGGAUCCGCAGAGAAACAAGUUUUUUCGCAUCGCUAGAGACCCAAACUCAGGCCAAAACCAGAGGAAAAUGGACAUGAAGAAAAGGGUUUCCUUAGAGCUCCGGCACCGGUCGCCCACAGAAGUCCAGGAGCUGGUUCUGGAUAACUGUCGCUCCGGAGAGGGAAAGAUCGAGGGUAUCACGGAAGAGUUCUCGAACCUGGAGCUGCUGAGCCUCAUCAACGUCGGCCUGACCAGCGUCGCAGACAUCCCCAAACUGGACAAACUCAAAAAGUUGGAGCUGAGUGACAACAGGAUAUCGGGUGGUCUGGAGCUGCUGGCCGAGCGGCUGGUGAAUCUAACGCACCUGAACCUGAGCGGGAACAAGUUCAAAGACAUCAGUACACUGGAGCCUCUGAAAAAGCUCCCCCAGCUGAAGAGCCUGGACCUGUUCAACUGCGAGGUGACGAACCUGGCGGACUACAGGGACUCCAUCUUUAAGCUCCUCCCACAGCUCACCUACCUGGACGGGUACGACAUCGACGACUGCGAGGCGUCCGACUCCGACGGCGAGGUGGUCGACGACGAGGACGAGGAAGGUUUGGAGGGCGAGUCGGAGGACUUCGAUGAAGAGGAGGACGAAGACGAGGAGGACGUCGUCGCCGAGGAAGACGACGACAGCAACGACAGCAACGAUGAAGAGGAGGGAGAGGUGAACGGAGACGUGGACAGCGAGGAUGACGACGAGGACGAAGAUGAUGACGAUGAUGAUGACGAAGACUCGUCUCCAUCUAAAGGAGAGAAGAGGAAGAGGGACCCUGAAGAGGAGGAUGAGGAGGAGGAUGAAGAUGAUGAUUAAGGACCCUGAAAGCCCCAAGAAUAACCCUCUGACCUCUCGCCCGGUGACCCUUCCCCUCCCUGUCGAUGGCCUCCCCCUGGGGUGCAUCCCAUAAUCCCACACCUCGUUAUCCUGCAAACCAAAACUCCGUUAACUCAUCGAAAGGCCUCAUGUCUCCGUUUCUGGUUUUGCUGAAACUUCAGGCUUUUUAAAUUCCUCUCUUCCUCAGUUCUCAAGAUAUUCCUUUGCAGCAAAAACAGCUGUGUUUCUCUGAAGAUGUUCGAGCUUCAAAUUCACAAAACAUCUCAUAAAAAUCCUCCUCAAGACCGUGUUUGUCAUCAAGGAAUUGUCAGAUGUCUAUCUUGGUUCCGUGUUUCGUCCGUAAUAUACUAAAUCAUGCGUGAUGUACUUCCUCAGAGAAGAACUCGUACGUCAUAUUUUAUAAACCAGAAGAUUCUUUAGUACACAAAACGGCAGAACUCUCAGUUUUAUGACACUCGAAACGGAGCAUUUUUGUUUUGAAAAUGACUGAAAUUAAUCUGAUAAAAUCUUAGAAAAAUCUAAUUAAUUAGGAAAGACAGAAAGCAGUUCGUUAAGCAACAAGCGUUUCUUCACAUUUCACAGAAGCUAUUUAAACUGAAUUCUUUUGUGUUAAAAUGAGGCUUUUUGGGAUCCUGGUAUAAAAUAAUAUUUUCCUUAAAUCAAAACUCAAAGUUUAAAAUUUAGAACAAAACCAGAUUUACUUUCGUGUUUCAGGACAUGGACAGGAUUUAUGUUUCCUGAAAACACAAUGAAGGUUUACGAGUAAAAGCAGCAUCAUUUUUGAAUAAAACUGCAGAAAAACCCGAUUAAAAACACCCUUUUUCUGUCGUCAGAGCCUCAGCUUCAGUUUUUCUCCUAUUUUCCUAGAUCUGAAACAUCCAUCCCGUCACACAAAAAGUCAAAAAUCACUUUUUAUAUUUUUGUAUUUUUUUGUCAAAAGUUUUGCAGAAAAAAAAGGCCAAAAUAAAACUCCUCAUUUACCGUCCUUCUCCCUCCGACAGUCGGGCAUAUUUUCUCCCCCUCCUCAAAGACCCUCCCUCCUCCCCCCCCCACCCCCCGAGGCCGAGUCGCUCAGGGCAAACUGUGUUCUCUCUUUUUUGCCAACAGAGCUUUUUAAAAGAAAUAUUUUUUCAGAGAAAUUGUUUUUUUUUUUGUUUAAUUUUUUGUAUGGUUGCCUGGGGACACUCUCUCUGUCUCUUCUUCUCUCCCCCCUUUACUCCUCCUCUUCCUCUGUCGAGAGCUCCUUCACACUUACACUGACUAGUUGACGUGUUUUCUUUUUUUUUUUUACUUUCUGUAAGUUAAAGGAAAAACAAACAAAAAAAAAACACAGAAAAAGGACUUUGUAAAUAAAAUCUUAACAUUUUG
Messenger RNA from Eleginops maclovinus (Patagonian blennie), 2296 nucleotides. RefSeq names its product acidic leucine-rich nuclear phosphoprotein 32 family member A-like. The record is from RefSeq and is a predicted model, not a curated record. The transcript has 7 exons. Gene Ontology annotation, molecular function: histone binding. Gene Ontology annotation, cellular component: nucleus. The coding region runs from base 14 to 907 and encodes 297 amino acids. Gene Ontology annotation, biological process: regulation of apoptotic process. Lineage: Eukaryota; Metazoa; Chordata; Actinopteri; Perciformes; Eleginopidae.